GACAUUAUCCAGAUAUAUGGAAUGCUGAAUGUGACUCCGACAUUCCAUUGGAUCACUCAUAUGGAUGAACAGUUUGCUGGAUAUGGUCCAGCACAUGGGUGGUGGACUUUUUUGUUCAAACAGCUGAACAAAUUGUUGAAACAGUUCAAGACAAACCACCAUGGUGGAGGCGAGAUGGAAGUCACAUUUGCCCAUGAGUUC
Molecule: messenger RNA, 201 nt
Organism: Dacryopinax primogenitus
Lineage: Eukaryota; Fungi; Basidiomycota; Dacrymycetes; Dacrymycetales; Dacrymycetaceae
Exons: 1
Source: RefSeq, a predicted model, not a curated record